This is a messenger RNA of Triplophysa rosa, 2574 nucleotides long. It is a transcript of the gene mgat2, whose product is annotated as alpha-1,6-mannosyl-glycoprotein 2-beta-N-acetylglucosaminyltransferase. Gene Ontology annotation, cellular component: Golgi membrane; Golgi stack. Lineage: Eukaryota; Metazoa; Chordata; Actinopteri; Cypriniformes; Nemacheilidae. Bases 1116 to 2450 code for a protein of 444 amino acids. The transcript is spliced from 2 exons. The record is from RefSeq and is a predicted model, not a curated record. Gene Ontology annotation, molecular function: alpha-1,6-mannosylglycoprotein 2-beta-N-acetylglucosaminyltransferase activity. Gene Ontology annotation, biological process: protein N-linked glycosylation; oligosaccharide biosynthetic process.
CGGGAUGUCGAAAAGGAAGCUGCGAUAGUGCGCAGGCGUAAAAAAUACGCUCUUGCUCUACGACGCGCGUUGCAUCCUGCGUCGAAAUGACGUACAGCGCCUCUAGUGGCGCAUUGCAAAUGUAAACUCCCACACGGACCCAAUACAAAAUUAUAGGUUGUGUUUCUGUAUGCAUGAAAUACUAAACAUGUACAACAUAAUGAACACAAUGAUACCUACUCCUUGUCGGCGCUUUUGACCAGACUGUUAAAACGUAUAACAUUCUAACACAAUAUUGGAUCAAAAAAUGUGUAGCGUGUCAUGAUGACAGCAGUGUCUCCGCCUGGCGGUUAACUGGGGCCUUGCAGGUGGCGGCCGCACUGUUCUAUUUAUUAAACAUCAAACGAGUUCAUUUCUAGUGAUAAAAACCCCUUUUUGAAUAACUUAAAUAUCUUUCACAUUAAUUUAACGGUAAAAAAGGUAGAAGAACUGUACAAUCUACAGCACCAAAUGAAAGAAACCCUAGCAAGGUUCCAACGAAAAAAUGGUUUUCCUACAGGAACCUGCUGUGGCAUUUGUAGUAAAACCAUAGAAGCUACACAUUUACAAGUGUAUUACUAUAGUAAGCAUAUUCAUACGAUCUGUAGUUAAACUAAUAAUACCAAAUGCAAUCCGCCAAACAAUGGACACUGCACUUUUGCUAUAAUAAAACCAUCAUUCAUUUUCAUAUGAGUGAUUAUGGAUACUAAAUAUGGUGUAGUGUUAGUUGUAUUAUCAUAUGGAAAUGUUCUGUGACAUCACGCGCGUGUGUGAAGCCCCGGAGAUUUGACUCGCGCGAGCCGAACACACACCGACGCACAUACACCUGAAUAAACAUGCGCCUCUGUUCGGAUCUACACGACUUUACGUUCGGUUGUAAAAGGAGACUCGUCUGCCUCUAAGCAAAAUGCCUUGUGGGAUUGUCCCUCAGCAGAACUGAGAAUCUGCUACAUUCCAAGAUCAGAGGACACACGCUUUAUUUUCUAUGCUAAGAUUUUACAGUCCAUCUGCGGGAGCAGAUCUAUUUCUGAUAGCAAACCUGUCGUUGCCUUCUCCAGAAUUGACUCGCCGACCGCCCCGCAGGGCGACCGCCUAUCAUGAGAUUCCGGAUUUACAAGCGAAAGGUGGUUAUUCUGACCAUAGUGGUGGUCAUCUGUGGAUUUGGCGUGUGGAACAGCGGAAGGGCGAAGAAGGCGAGCGCGGUUUUUCCUAAAGAGACGGAGACCGUUAAACGGAGCGGCGGUCAUGUACCGGUCACGUCGCCUGUCACGCGGAAACCGCCUAACGAGACGCUUCCGGAAAAGCCACCUGCUGCCAAAACCGAAGUAGACAACACCACCCUAGUGUACCGAGGAAUCGUGUUCCAGCUCAACUUUGACCAGACCCUCAGGAAUGAAGAGAAGUUCGGGAAGGUACGUCGGAAGGACGACCUCGUGGUCGUGGUUCAAGUUCACAACCGUCCGGAAUACUUGCGACUGCUGGUGGACAGUCUGAGGAAAGCCAAGGGCAUCGAGAACGUCUUUCUGAUCUUCAGCCACGACCUCUGGUCCCCGGAGAUCAACCAGAUAGUGGCGUCCGUCGACUUCUGCCUCGUCCUCCAGAUAUUCUUCCCCUUCAGCAUCCAGCUCUAUCCUCAAGAGUUCCCGGGGAACGAUCCGAAAGACUGUCCCAGAGAUGUCGCCAAGAAAGACGCCUUGAAGUUAGGCUGCAUAAACGCAGAGUACCCCGACUCCUUCGGCCACUACCGGGAGGCCAAGUUCUCUCAGACCAAACACCACUGGUGGUGGAAGCUGCAUUUCGUGUGGGACCGAGUCCGAGUUCUGAAGGACCACCAUGGCCUGGUGUUGCUCAUCGAGGAGGACCACUACCUCGCUCCCGAUUUCUAUCACCUCCUCAAGCUGAUGGUGUCUCUGAAGAAGGAGCAGUGCCCCGACUGCGACGUGCUCUCGCUGGGCAGCUACGGACACGUCAGCUAUUCCAGCAAAGCCAACAAGGUGGAGGUGAAGGUGUGGAAGUCCACCGAGCACAACAUGGGCAUGGUGCUGACCAGAGACGCCUAUCAGAAACUGCUCAGGUGCACAGACACCUUCUGCACCUACGACGACUACAACUGGGACUGGUCGCUGCAACACUUGACGGUGACCUGUCUGCCCACCUUCCUGAAGGUCAUGGUCAGCGAGGCGCCCCGCGUCUUCCAUGCCGGCGAUUGCGGCAUGCAUCACAAGAAGUCGGCCUGCAUGCCGAGCGGCCAGAAGACGAAAAUCGAGAACAUUCUGCAGAGCAGCGGGAACCAGCUGUUCCCCAAACAGCUGCUCAUCACCAAGAGACUCCCGGCCGCUGGAGCCAAAGGUGUGGCUCCUCACGUGAAGAACGGAGGCUGGGGAGACAUCAGGGACCACGAGCUCUGCAAGAGCUACCUUCGCUUACACUGACCUUCUGCUUUUUCUUCUUGUUUUUGCAUCCUCUAAUGAAAGCCUUGACAAAUUCUUAAUGGACUCUUUCUUCGUAUUGCCUGUUUUAUUGAUAUUUUCCGAAUAAAAAAAAGUGUGUGACGUU